Molecule: messenger RNA, 1898 nt
Organism: Melanotaenia boesemani (Boeseman's rainbowfish)
Lineage: Eukaryota; Metazoa; Chordata; Actinopteri; Atheriniformes; Melanotaeniidae
Product: transgelin-like
Exons: 5
Coding region: 183-788 (201 amino acids)
Molecular function (GO): protein binding
Source: RefSeq, a predicted model, not a curated record
CUCUUGCUCCCUCUCUCUGUUGAAUGCAGUGAAGUCAUAUACUUCAGACAGGGGGUGUUUGCUAUAUUUACGUUGGCUGUACACUCUGCACUGAGUUGUAGAGGAAGAAGACGAGCAGGAAGACAGCAACACGAGCCUGAGCCCACCUGUGUUCACCUAAAAGCUACUACACAAAGAUAAACAUGGCAAACAGAGGUCCUGCUUAUGGUCUGAGCCGUGAGGUUCAGAGUAAGAUUGAUAAGAAAUACGACCCGGAACUGGAAGAGAGGCUAGUGGAGUGGAUCGUUGCCCAGUGUGGCUCUGGAGUUGGUCGGCCUAAGGCAGACAAGACUGGCUUCCAAAACUGGCUCAAGGAUGGAUGUGUGCUCUGUGAGCUCAUCAACAGCUUGUAUGGAGCCAACAAGCCAAUCAAGACCAUCAAAACCUCUGGCAUGGCGUUCAAGCAGAUGGAGCAAAUCGCCAUUUUCCUCAAAGCUGCCGAAAACUACGGAGUCACCAAAACGGACAUAUUCCAGACUGUAGAUCUCUUUGAAGGCAAAGACCUGGCUGCUGUCCAGAGGACCCUGAUGGCCCUGGGUAGUGUGGCUGUCACAAAGGAUGAUGGGAAUUAUAAGGGAGAUCCCAACUGGUUCCAUAAAAAAGCGCAAGAGAACAGGAGAGAUUUUUCAGACGAACAGCUGAGCGAGGGCAGAAAUGUCAUCGGCCUGCAGAUGGGCACAAACAAAGGAGCAUCUCAAGCUGGCAUGACUGGUUAUGGACGGCCAAGGCAGAUCAUCAACAACCCCUGAACCAGAGUGGGGCUUAAACCACCCUCCUUUUGCCCUGGAGAGGCACGUCAGCAGGGAUGGAGAAACUCUGACUCUUACACCGACCGCAAAGAGAAAAACAACCUGACUGUUUCCAAGAAUUAACUGGACCAAAAUAGGGACCAAAGAAAACGUGCAUAUAUGAAACACACAUUUCAAUUGUACAGCUAAAACAUUGUAUGUUUAGAGCUACCCUCUGCUUGGCUCUUUAUGAAAUUUGUGAUACCUUAAAAUCAAAAGUCGCUUAAACUGUAAGAGCUAAUUGAUUUAUUUCUUUUCAGAUCAUUUCAGCACAUUUACAGAAACUAAUCUGUUAAAUCUAGCUUUCACUUCUCUUUGUUCUCUACAUCUACAUUAAAUGAUUUAAUUCCACUACUUUAAAGCAAUUGACAUCUCUUCUGAAGCCUAAAUUGUACAAGUUGGUGCAUUCGAGGACACUCUAGUCUCCAAGUUUUCAGUUUUUAAUGGAUGAAACCACAACAAUAUCCAUUAUUUAUUUCACUGUGUUCUUGUUUGUUUUCCAUUCGUCUGCCAGGGAUGUCCUUCUGGUUAUCAGUUCUUGGAUACCAAAGACUCCUUGAAUGCACCUCCAAGGAUAGUUAGAAAACACAAAUGCCACAAAUGCAACAAUAAAACAACCUUGAAAGCAAUAUCAUGUCAAGGAACAAACGGAGCAAAUUAUUACUUAUUUCAAGCAAGUAGUGAGUCUGCUGGUUCUCUUGAGUGAAUCUGAAGAAAGAGUUGGAAGACGUGCAUGUGUGUGUGUGUGUGUGUGUGUGUGUGUGUGUGUGUGGUGUGCUGUGGUCUCCAGUAAAAGACAGAGUUAGAAGUUAAAUAGGUUAAGUCCAUCCAUCAGCAUAGUCAGCCAUAAGUAAAUUUAGAAAGCGAGCUGCUCAGCUUUAAAAAAGAGAAUAAAAAUCUAAGUAAAAUAUGAAACAGUCAUGUGUGAACCUCAUAAGCUCCACUACUCAAUAUACAGUUAGUAUUUUCUCAGUUAAAAGAUUUCUCAUGAAAUUAUUGGAACAUUUUUUUUGAGUUUUAUAGAUCAUUUAUAAUCACAAUGAAUUUGAAAUAAAGUUUGGUUAAACUUUU